Clonostachys byssicola is the source of this 1925-nucleotide messenger RNA. NCBI's taxonomy places the organism in Eukaryota, Fungi, Ascomycota, Sordariomycetes, Hypocreales, Bionectriaceae. The record is from the annotation of a GenBank genome assembly.
AUGUGGAUCAGCUUGUUCCUCUCCACGCUCGAGACGACUAUUGUGAGCACUUCCCUCAUCUCCAUCACCGAUGCCCUGAGCGGUUUCCUUCUCAGAGAUUGGGUUGUCACCGCAUAUCUCUUGACAUACACUGGUAAGAGACAAGCCUACUCCGUCCAAGUGUCUUAUCGAUCCAACCGCCAUUGCUGACGCUCUCCCUCAAGGCUUCUUGACCAUCUUCGCCAAGGUCAGCGACCUCUUUGGCAAAAAAACUAUGCUCCUCGUGGCCCUUGCCAUCUUCACUGUCUUCUCUGCCCUCUGCGGCGCGUCGAAUGACAUCGUCACCCUGUGAGUCUUUGGAGUUUGGAUAAGCCCCUUCACAUCCCCUUAGCAGAAUCCGCCAACUUACGCGCGCGCACUCCGUCGCAGAAUCAUCUUCCGCGCCUUCCAGGGCAUUGGCGCCUCGGGCAUCUACUCCAUGGUUCUCGUCCUCGCCCCGACCUUGGUGCCGGUCCGCAAGUACGGCAAAUACAUGGCCAUCGUCGCCACCGUCUUCCUCAUCGCCAGCGUCCUCGGUCCCGUCCUCGGCGGCGUCAUCAACGCCCACUCCUCCUGGCGCUGGGUCUUUCUGCUAAAGUAAGAUCCCCCCCUCCCCUGUCUCCCCUUUCCCGUUGCCGAUGAAUUGUGCCUGCUGACACUCUCAACGCCCAGCAUACCCGGGGGUGCGGUCGCCUUCAUAACACUCGCCGUUUUCCUACCGAUGUCGGACGAAUCCUCCCAGCUCUCGAUGAAGCAGAUUGUCCGCUCCAAGUUCCGGCUGCCUGUUUGGGCCCGGCUCGACCUGCUGGGCAUGUCGCUGCUGCUCGCCUUCUCCGUCCUUUUGAUAUUCGCCCUGGAGGAAGCCGGCGCGAGAUAUCCCUGGCGCAGCCCCGCCAUCAUCGCCCCUCUCGCGCUGGCGGUGGCGUUGACCAUCGGGUUCAUCGUCUGGGAGAUCUACGUCGAGAGGUCGGCUUCCAGACAGGAGCCCGUCUUCCCUCCCAGCAUCUGCAAGGACAGGUUGCCUGCUGCGUUGCUUCUGUGCGUCCCCAUUGCCUCUUACUAACCGGGAUGGAGACAUCGAGAGCUGACAAGUGUUGCACAGAUCUGCAUUUUUCAUCGGCUUCCCGUUUGUGUCCAUCAUCGUCAACCUGCCGCAGCGAGCGCAGGCCGUGUACGGCAAGUCGGCGUUCGAGGCGGGAAUUAGCAUGCUCCCUCUGCUCCUGGCGUCUCCGGUUGCGACGGCACUGGCUGGGUUCCUAACAGGAAGGGCUAAAGUCCCCCUUUUCUACAUCCUUGCGGUGUCUGGCGUGUUCCAGCUAGUCGGGGUUGGGCUCACCUGCGGCCUACCAACUAACGCGGCGACGUUUCCCAAAGAACUUUACGCCUAUGAGGCCAUCAUGGGUUUCGGUUUCGGUCUUGGCCUCUCGACUCUCCUCAUCCUAGCCCGGCUCGUCGUUUCCAAGGAGAAUCUUCGUAAGUGAUUCAAGCUUAGGCACGGUGACCUCAUUGAAGGUACAGACUGACCGAUUCGGUAGCGGUAAUGAUGGGUGCGGCAACACAGGUCCGUGUACUCGGGGGCACCAUUUCGUUGGCAAUCUGGUAAGCAAUCACAACAGUCAGCCCUACUCAUCGUCUGAACUUUGCCUGACCUCACUGUGUCCAGUGCAACGAUGCUCAACAAUUACGUCAAACCCAAACUCGGCGAGUUGAUCGACCCAGCCGAGGCGGCGGCGGUCUUGGAGUCCCUUUCGGAGAUUCAAACCCUCACGGAGCUGCAGCAGAUACAAGUCAGACGGGCCUUCGCGGAGGGAUACAACCAACAAAACAUUUUCAUGACGGCGUUGACGGGUGUAGGCUUCGUCGCUACCUGUUUCCUGUGGGAGAGACAUCCAAGAAGGGCCGAGUAG